Messenger RNA from Hippocampus comes (tiger tail seahorse), 523 nucleotides. Its product is annotated as cathepsin K-like. Gene Ontology annotation, biological process: proteolysis. Gene Ontology annotation, molecular function: cysteine-type peptidase activity. The annotation marks the transcript as partial. The transcript has 2 exons. NCBI's taxonomy places the organism in Eukaryota, Metazoa, Chordata, Actinopteri, Syngnathiformes, Syngnathidae. The record is from RefSeq and is a predicted model, not a curated record.
UGUUUUGUUCCUCAGGGUUCAUGCGGCUCGUGCUGGGCCUUCAGCUCGGCGGGGGCCCUGGAAGGUCAGCUGGCCAAGACCACGGGUGAGCUGAGAGACCUCAGCCCUCAGAACCUGGUGGACUGUGUGACGGAGAACAGCGGCUGUGGAGGAGGAUACAUGACCAACGCUUUCAAGUACGUCAGGGACAACGGAGGUAUCGACUCAGAGGAGGCCUACCCUUACGUGGGACAGGCAGAGGUAUGCAGCUACAAUUCGUCCGGAACAGCUGCCGAGUGCCGUAGCUACAAAGAAAUUCCCGAAGGCGAUGAGCACGCCCUGGCUGUGGCGCUCUUCAAGGUUGGGCCAAUCUCUGUUGGCAUUGACGCCUCCCAGGGGACCUUCCAGUUCUACCAGAGAGGUCAGUGAACACAGCAUGAAGCCUCACAUCAUGUCACGCCAUGUCGUCAGGCACAUCCCGCCACAUCAUGUGACGUCAUCCCACAAGUCAAUUUAUUUCAGGCCACAGCAGGUCACAUCAUGU